AUGUAUCAGGGUCAGGCUGGGGGGGUCCAGAAUGAGCUAAGGGAAAAGGAAAAAUCAGGGGAGUUUGUUUCUCAUGGAAGCCAUGACAUUUUAACUGAAGCGCUUGGAAAUCCUGAGCAUGGAGGCUAUGUAAGGGGAGUGGGCGGAAAAGCAAUGCUUACAUCAGUUUUUAAAAGAAAGAGGCGUUGUAAUCAAACAGAGGGUAUGCUUACAAUUAAACAAGUGGAAGAAAUUACAAAUUUCCUCACUGAACAAGUAAGGGAGCAGACAAGGGCUGAAAUGAGAGUUGUUACCCUUGAUGUCUUGAAAUCUUGUGGUAUACAAGUACCUAAAGAUUUGGAGGUUAAUACGAUUGAUGUUCCCACUCGUAGUAGUUGUCAGUCUGUUGAUCCCGAUCCUUUCGCGAAUGGCUCUAAGGAGCCAAUUCCUUGUGAUAUAUUAGUACUUGAAGAAAGCUCUGGAAAUCGAGUUGUGGCAACAGGUACAUUGUUGAAAAGCGUACCAGGGGAGCUUGUUCAUGGCGUUCCAUUACUUGAAGAUCAUGUCAAGGUGAAAAUCCUACAUGUUGUUGAAGGUGAAGAGAAUACACCUCUACCCUUGCCUUUUUUUGGGCACGAGUCCCUUGGUGAGAUAAAAGGAAUUUGGGCUCAGUGGCCUCGUUCACAAGUCAGAUUAUCCAUUGAGAACUUGAUCGAUCAACCACCACCACCAAAGAAGAUUAGAAAUAAUCUAAUGGAGGGUAAGAAACUAGUUGACACCGGUUCAGCUGUUGAAUCUCGUUUUAAUGAUAAUGAAGAAGAACUCGCCCCCUUCCUUAUUGGCAAGGACAUGUUUUUGGCAUUGCCAAAUAGCUGCAAGCAAUUAUACAACUUGUAUAAGAAUCGAGAUGUUGAUUUCAGCGUUGAUGUUGAUUUCGAAGAGGAUAUCUUAUACUAUCCUGAUAAAGUUUCUUUUACUGCUUACGUGUUUGGUGAUGAUCUUAAGAAAUUACUGAACAUGGAAUACAUACGUACAUCUUGUGUGGAUAUCUGGAUAAGGUUUUUGCAAAACGAGAUCACGAAAAACAAGCUCCAAGAAGAAGUUGGAUUUUUUUGUCCGCAUAAGCUAGGGCUGGUUAAACUUCGUCCCAGUAUCCACACAAAAUAUGUGAAUCAUUCAAUUACCAAGCAAAGUACGAAGAAAUAUAUACUUGCCCCGAUCCGUCAAGAUAAAUAUCAUUGGAUGUUGGUUGUGAUUUGCCUUGAAAGAGGGGAAGCCUUUUUCUUUGAUUCCAUGGCUGAUGGGUCGUUAGAGAAUUUGCAUACCAAAGGCUCCUUGUCUGUCGCAUAUAGGACUUUAAUGAACAUGGACAAAGGAUCUCGGAAAACGAAGCUAACGUGGAAGGUGGUUAAGUGUCCUCGUUCUCAACAAGUUGGGCUAGUUGAGUCCGGCUAUUAUGUCAUGAAGUAUAUGGAUCAAAUAGUAUCUCUUGUAUCGAAAAAGGAACGUGAUUUUCAAAAGCAUUUCACUCUGGAGGCAUAUACUCAAUAAAUUAUCGAUGAUGUUCGUGAAAGAUGGUGUAGAUUUUUCAUUGAUAAUUGUUUAUAGUUAAUUAAUUUCAGUUUGACACUUAGUUGACAUAAACUUCUCAAAUUCGUGUCCAGGAUUUUCUAAUAUGUAAAA
Spinacia oleracea (spinach) is the source of this 1662-nucleotide messenger RNA. RefSeq lists its product as uncharacterized. The record is from RefSeq and is a predicted model, not a curated record. The coding region runs from base 1 to 1530 and encodes 509 amino acids. Gene Ontology annotation, molecular function: cysteine-type peptidase activity. Lineage: Eukaryota; Viridiplantae; Streptophyta; Magnoliopsida; Caryophyllales; Amaranthaceae. Gene Ontology annotation, biological process: proteolysis. The transcript is spliced from 9 exons.